UAAAAGCAAUAUGGAGCCGUUUUCAGUCAAUUAGUUUGUUUCGAAAACUGCCAACAGCAGCAGCAGCAGCAGCAGCCCGCGCCACCGCUUGGUGUGAGAGAGAGCUGGUGUCCUUUUUGUGCGUGUGUGAGAUUGUGUGUGUGUGUGUGUGCGCAGCACGAACAGCCUUCCCCGUUCGUCUAAACAGUCUGCCGAGGUGUCGACAAUACUACAAAGCCAAGACAAACUUCACCUCCCUCGUGUCCCAAUAGACGCAUCGCAAAACCAAAUUUCUAAACGUGAUUCGCGUGAUUGGGUCCUCUCGACUGUUUCGACGUGUGCAGAGAGUAGUGUUCGACGCGUGCACAGGUGCAUCCAGCCCAAAACGCCAUCUCACCCGUCGCCAGAAAACGUUCCAGCAAGGAGAAACGUUCCCUGAAGCAGCGAAUGUUUGCCCAGCAGCCUCUGACAGUGGAGAAUUUGGUGAAAAAGUGACUCAGUGGUCAGUUUUCUGACAAAAUUUCUACAACGAACUCAUUGCCAAAAUUUAAAAAAAAAACUCUAUCGAAACAAUUGCGCUGCCUGCUAGUAACUGCUGUUUGCAAGUGUCCUGACAACGCUAAUCCUGAAACGUCUCGCAAGUGCCAAACGUGUUGUGUCCUACGAAGGUGCAAAACAAAGCUGUGAACGCUAGUACCGAGAAGCCAAGAAGAUCAACGAGAUCUGAUCAUCGCCCGGAAGUAGAAGAAAGCGUGGCAGUGCCUGUGUAACGACCUACUCGCGAUCACCUUACCGACACCAUGGGUACCCUGCCGCAGCUGGCCGUCGUCAAGGGAAAGCUGUGUCCGCUGCAGCCGACCUUACUGCACCGUACCUUCGAAUCGAACGUUGACAAAUUCUGCGGCACCGACACGGCUCUCAUCUACAACGACGAGGAUGGACGCGGCGAGGUGCAGAUCAACUACCAUGCGCUCAACUCGACGGCCAACCGGCUGGCCACGGCCAUGCUGCACCGCAUCAAGGAGCAGGCCCGGUCGCAGCCCAACACCGACGGCGACUACAUUGUGGCGGUCUGUAUGCAUCCGACCGACCGGCUCGUGACGACGCUGCUGGCGAUCUGGAAGGCGGGCGCGGCCUACCUGCCGAUCGAUCCGACCUUCCCGCCGAACCGCAUCCAGCACAUACUGGGCGAGGCGAAGCCGGCGCUGGUCGUGUACGAUGCCGACUACGACAAUGCGGCCAUCUUUGGCAAGACGCCCGCGGUCAGCUAUGCCGAGCUGCGCAAGCGGGCGAGCGACCUGAGCAACGCCAACAUCCGGCCGGAAGCGAUGCUUGGCAAGGGCGAAGCGCAGCUCGCCCUCGUACUGUACACGUCGGGCAGUACCGGUGUGCCGAAAGGUGUUCGGCUCAAUCACGAAACCAUCCUGAACCGCCUGCAAUGGCAGUGGGGCCGCUUCCCGUACUCGGCCACCGAGCGGAUCGGCGUGUUCAAGACCGCCCUCACGUUCGUCGACUCGGUGAGCGAAAUUUGGGGCCCGCUGCUGAACGGCAUGGCGAUCGUGAUCGUGCCGAAGCGCAUCACCAACAAUCCGGAAAAGCUCGUCGACCUGCUCGAGCGCUAUCGCAUCGAACGGUUGGUCCUGGUGCCGACGCUGCUCCGUUCGCUGCUGCUCUAUCUGCCGCUCCAGCAGCAGCAACACCAACAGCCACAGUCCGGUUCGACCAAGCUGCUGUACCACCUGCGCAUCUGGGUGUGUUCCGGCGAACCGUUGCAGAUUUCGCUGGCACGUGAGUUCUUCGACUACUUCCAGGAGGGUGUGCAUCAGCUCUGUAACUUCUACGGCUCGACCGAGGUGAUGGGCGACGUGACGUACUUCGUGUGCGAGUCGCGGAAGCAGCUGGAAGGUUACGAAAAGGUCCCGAUCGGUUACCCGCUGGACAACACGACGAUCUACAUCAUGAGCCCCGAUCUGCGCCCGGUGCGGACGGAGGAGAUCGGCGAGCUGUACGUGGCCGGGCUCAAUCUGGCCGAGGGGUACGUGAACGGGCGCGACCCGGACCGGUUCAUUGACAAUCCGCUGGCGAUCGAUCCGUCGUUCGGCCGGUUGUACAAAACGGGCGACUAUGCGUCGGUCAGCAAGGGCUGUGUGUACUAUCAGGGGCGCAUGGACUCGCAGAUCAAGAUCCGGGGACAUCGGGUCGAUCUGUCCGAGGUGGAAGCGAAUUUGCUCGGGCUGGCCGGCGUCGACAAGGGCAUUGUGUUGUGCUACCGGGCGGGUGAGAUCGACCAGGCACUGCUGGGCUUUGUGACGCUGGAACAGGGCGCUCCCUUCCAGACGGGCCUGCAGGUGGAGGCGGCCCUCGGCGACAAGCUGGCCCACUACAUGAUCCCGCAGGUGGUGCUGCUUGAAAGCAUCCCGCUGCUCGUGAACGGCAAGAUCGACCGUCAAACGCUGCUGAAGAUGUACGAAAGCACCAACAACAACGACGAUACACAGAUCGAGAUCGAGUACGACUACAGUGACGUGCCGGCCGGUCGCCUGACCGUCGCGAAGGAUCUGUUCGAAACGGUCGGCCAGGUGAUUGGUCGCUCGACGCGGGCCAAGAUCUGUCUCGACAGCAACUUCUACGAGCUCGGUGGCAACUCGCUCAACUCCAUCAUUACCGUGACGCAGCUGUGCGGCAAGGGCUACCCGAUCAGCAUUACCACCUUUAUUGGGGCGAAGAAUUUGGGCGAAAUUCUCGACAAAAUCUGUGCCGACGAGCGGGAGCUAGCGAAGCACCAGCUCGAGUCUGCGAACGGCAAUGCGGAGGAGGGCGAGUUCGAUUACCGCAUGCAGCUGACGGCGUACCCGCUGGCACUCGAGCACAAGAGCGACACGAUCAACAUCAUCACGUCGAGCUUCUUCGAGAAGGCGGACCUGGAGCAGUGGCUCAAGCCGCAGAUCCACGAAACCGACUACCGGGACAUCCUGGAGGACAUCUGGACGGUGCUGAUCGAGAAGGGCCUCAGCUUCAUCGUAAAGGACGAGACGGGCCGCCCGGUAGGCGUUUCGCUCAACUUUGACGCGCACGACGAGCCGGAAGUGACCGUCACGAGCAAGCUGAUCAUUGUGUUUGAGUUUUUGGAGUUCGUCGAAGGACCGAUCCGUGAUAGCCAGCUGCCCACCGGCAAGAACCAGAUACUGCACUCCUUCAUGAUGGGCACGUGUGCGGAGCUGUCCGCGCAGGAAAACAUCGAGGCGAUGCACUUCAUGGAGAGCGAGGUGCUGAAGCUGGCCCGGCGGCGAAACUUUGCCGGCAUCUUCACCACCAACACCAACCCGCUCACCCAGCAGCUCGGCUCGAACGUGUACCGCUACCAGACGAUGCUCGACUAUCAGGUCAACCAGUUCGUGUACAGUGCGGACGGCACGAGACCGUUCGCGGCCGCCCCGGACAGCCAGCGGGCCGUCGUGCACUGGAAGGACAUUCGGUGUGCGUAAUGCGUGUGGCCCCGUUCCCCCCCCCCCCCCCCCC
Messenger RNA from Anopheles coluzzii, 3498 nucleotides. It is a transcript of the gene e, whose product is annotated as mycosubtilin synthase subunit C. The record is from RefSeq and is a predicted model, not a curated record. NCBI's taxonomy places the organism in Eukaryota, Metazoa, Arthropoda, Insecta, Diptera, Culicidae. The coding region runs from base 780 to 3464 and encodes 894 amino acids. The transcript has 7 exons.